AUGCAGUCCACCACCAACGACAAGAGCGAGGCCUUCGCUCGUAAGCUUUCCAACUUGCGCCUCAAGAUCAUGCCAAUCUACCCCAUGCCUAGCGGUCCGCCCCACAAGGACUUUCCGCAGACGAUGCUGCAGUUCUACCUUCUCACAGAGGAGCAGCUCGACUCCAUGGCCGCCUACUACUCCCAGAGCAUCGUCAAUGAGUGGACCAGCCAGUAUCCCAGCGUCAUGGCCUGGGAUGCUGAUUUCUUUGCCGAUCCUGCUCUGCCUGAAGCUGAGCGCAUCAAGAGCAAGCUCCGCAAGUUCGGCAAGUUCAUCGGCCUGCGUGGCUGCGACACGCCCAUUGAGGAGACUGCAAUGCAGAUCAGAUUUGCAGAAGCCCGUAUCACGCGAGAGAUUGAGCAGGCCAAGGAGGCGAAGCGUGCUCUUGACAAGACCUGGGGGCGCUGGUACGGCGUCUAG
Molecule: messenger RNA, 459 nt
Organism: Lasiodiplodia theobromae
Lineage: Eukaryota; Fungi; Ascomycota; Dothideomycetes; Botryosphaeriales; Botryosphaeriaceae
Product: Pre-mRNA splicing factor
Exons: 1
Coding region: 1-459 (152 amino acids)
Source: RefSeq, a predicted model, not a curated record